CCUGAACAUCAACGACGUCCUGGGGAACUACUCGCUGACCCUCGUGGACGCGCUGGACACACUGGCGAUCAUGGGAAACGCCUCUGAGUUCCAGAAGGCAGUCAAGCUAGUGAUCGACACAGUUUCAUUUGACAAAGACUCCACCGUCCAGGUCUUCGAGGCCACGAUCAGGGUCCUGGGAAGCCUCCUUUCUGCCCACAGGAUCAUCACCGACUCCGCGCAGCCCUUCGGAGACAUGACCGUCCAGGGCUACGACAACGAGCUGCUGCAUCUGGCCCACGACCUGGCCGUGAGGCUGCUGCCCGCCUUCGAGAACACCAAGACAGGGAUCCCCUAUCCUCGGGUGAACCUCAAGACCGGCGUUCCCCCGGACAGCAACAACGAGACCUGCACGGCGGGCGCCGGCUCGCUGCUGGUGGAGUUUGGGGUCCUGAGCCGCUUGCUGGGGGACUCCACGUUCGAGUGGGUGGCCCGGCGCGCCGUGAAGGCCCUCUGGGAGCUCCGAAGCAACGAGACGGGGCUGUUAGGCAACGUGGUGAACAUUCAGACGGGCCACUGGGUUGGGAGGCAGAGCGGCCUGGGAGCCGGCCUGGACUCCUUCUACGAGUACCUGCUCAAGUCUUACAUCCUCUUUGGCGAGGAGGAGGACCUGGAGAUGUUCAGCGCGGCCUACGCGAGUAUCCAGAGCUACCUGCGGAGAGGGCGGGAAGCCUGCAACGAGGGGGAGGGAGACCCGCCGCUGUACGUCAACGUGAACAUGUUCACCGGGCAGCUGAUGAACACCUGGAUCGACUCCCUGCAGGCCUUCUUCCCGGGACUGCAGGUCCUGAUCGGGGACGUGGAGGACGCCAUCUGCCUGCACGCCUUUCACUACGCCCUCUGGAAGCGCUACGGGGCCCUGCCCGAGAGGUACAACUGGCAGCUGCAGGCGCCCGAGCUGCCCUUCUACCCGCUGAGGCCCGAGCUGGUGGAGUCCACGUACCUGCUGUACCAGGCCACCAAGAACCCCUUCUACCUCCACGUGGGAAUGGAUAUUCUGCAGAGUCUGGAAAAGUACACGAAAGUCAAGUGUGGGUACGCCACGUUGCACCACGUUGUGGACAAAUCCAAAGAGGACCGGAUGGAGAGCUUCUUUCUCAGCGAGACCUGUAAAUACCUGUACCUGCUGUUCGACGAGGAGAACCCCGUGCACAAGUCGGGGAGCAGGUACCUGUUCACCACCGAGGGCCACGUCAUGUCCGUGGACGCGCGCCUCCGGGACUCGCCCUGGAAGGAGAGCUUCUCGGAGGAGGGCGGGCGGGGCCGGCCCGGCCGGACGGCACCCAGGCCCAGAGCCCAGGAGCUGGGCCUCAUCAACUCCAGCUCCAACUGCAGCCGCGUGCCGGCCGAGCGGAGGUUCUCGCUGCCGCUGAAGAGCGUCUACAUGCGCCAGAUCGACCGCAUGGUCGGCUUGACCUGACCGGCCCGCCCCGCCCGCCAGGUGCGGCCUGCAGCCCGCUGGGGGACCACGUCGUCGGGCGCCGGCAGGUGGCUCUGCCCGGCCGCCCGCCCGCGCAGUAAAUCCUUGCACACGUGAGCGCUUCUCCUCCCUUCCGUGAAACGCCCUGUUCUUCACGGUGACACUGGAGGUGAGAAGGCGCCGGGGACCGGCGCGCACAAGCUGGCGUCAC
Molecule: messenger RNA, 1670 nt
Organism: Condylura cristata (star-nosed mole)
Lineage: Eukaryota; Metazoa; Chordata; Mammalia; Eulipotyphla; Talpidae
Gene: EDEM1
Product: ER degradation enhancer, mannosidase alpha-like 1
Exons: 11
Coding region: 71-1459 (462 amino acids)
Biological process (GO): endoplasmic reticulum mannose trimming; mannose trimming involved in glycoprotein ERAD pathway; carbohydrate metabolic process
Cellular component (GO): membrane; endoplasmic reticulum
Molecular function (GO): mannosyl-oligosaccharide 1,2-alpha-mannosidase activity; calcium ion binding
Source: RefSeq, a predicted model, not a curated record